Molecule: messenger RNA, 1401 nt
Organism: Branchiostoma floridae (Florida lancelet)
Lineage: Eukaryota; Metazoa; Chordata; Leptocardii; Amphioxiformes; Branchiostomatidae
Product: actin-3-like
Exons: 8
Coding region: 99-1178 (359 amino acids)
Source: RefSeq, a predicted model, not a curated record
UGAAAUAAAAGCCCAGGACGAGUUUCUGCACAUUUCCAUCGACUCAACCUCGGAGAGGACACCCGUUCUAAAGUUCGCGCACUCCCCAACAAUUCAACAUGUGUGACGAGGAAGGCAUGGCAGCCGUGGUUGUGGACAACGGGUCCGGAAUGAUCAGGGCUGGGUUCGCGGGGGAGGACGCUCCCAAGGCCGUGUUCCCUACCGUGGUCGCGCAGGACCUCGUCGGACAUGAGGCCAAGGCCCAGAUAGACACCCGGAAACUAACAUGCCCGAUCGAGCACGGCAUCAUCACCAACUGGGACGACAUGGAGAAGGUCUGGAGACACAUGUUCGACAAGGAGCUGCAGGUGUCUCCUGAGGAACACGGCGUGCUACUGACGGAAGCUCCGCUCAACCCCAAGGCUAACAGGGAGAAGACGACUCAGGUCAUGUUCGAGACCUUCAACACAGCUGGCCUGUUCCUGAGCAUCGGUGCGUCGCUGGCUCUGCGCUCUUCAGGCAAAACUACCGGGGUGGUCCUGGACUCCGGGCACGGAGUGACCCACGCUCUCUCCAUCUUCCACGGCUACGUUCUCCCCCACACCAUCCAUCGUGUGGACCGGGCCGGGAAUGACCUGACAGAAUAUCUGCAGAAGAUUCUUACAGAGAGAGGAUAUUCUUUCUCCACCGCAGGUGAAAGAGAAAUCGUUCGCGACAUCAAGGAAAAGCUGUCCUACAUCGCCAGGGACUUCGAAAGUGAGUUGGAUAAAGCUGCAAAAAGCACCGAGUUGGAGAGGAAUUACGAACUGCCUGACGGGCAGGUCAUCACUGUUGGUAACGAGAGGUUCCGCGGUCCCGAGGCUCUCUUUCAGCCCAGUUUUCUUGGAUUGGAGGCCGAGGGCAUCCAUCAGAAUGUGCAUUCCGCCAUCAUGAAAUCUGACGUUGAGAUACGCAAGGACCUGUGCGCCAACAUUGUCCUGGCUGGAGGGUCAACCGUGUUCCAGGGCCUGGGAGAACGCUUGGAGAAGGAGGUCGCCGCCCUUCCAUCAGGCCUGAAGGUCAAGGUCACGGCCUUGGGGAUGAACGCCGCGUGGAAGGGUGGGUCUUUAUUCUGCACGGCUGAGGAGUUCGGUGGGUGGGUCACCAAGGACGAGUAUGACGAGAUGGGGCCCGGCAUCGUCCAUCGCAAGUGUUACUGAGCGAUACACUACUACUAGCCCGGGCUGCGGUAAGCAGGUCCUGCCGUAGUAUAGCCUGGGUACCAUCCGGAAAGUAGUUCGCUCGGGCGUUCAUUAUAUACAAUAUGCAGUCACUUCUAGCUGUGACAUCCAUCAUAUACUACAUAUAUCGCUUCUCUGCUGUUCUGAAGAAGCGAACAUAGGAGCGAACUACUAUCCAGAUGGUACCCAGACUAACGGUAGC